Messenger RNA from Dama dama (fallow deer), 1401 nucleotides. It is a transcript of the gene GIPR, whose product is annotated as gastric inhibitory polypeptide receptor. Gene Ontology annotation, molecular function: gastric inhibitory peptide receptor activity; peptide hormone binding; G protein-coupled peptide receptor activity. Gene Ontology annotation, cellular component: plasma membrane. Lineage: Eukaryota; Metazoa; Chordata; Mammalia; Artiodactyla; Cervidae. Gene Ontology annotation, biological process: adenylate cyclase-modulating G protein-coupled receptor signaling pathway; cell surface receptor signaling pathway. Bases 1 to 1401 code for a protein of 466 amino acids. The record is from RefSeq and is a predicted model, not a curated record. The transcript has 13 exons.
AUGCCCACCUGUCCACCCUGGUGGCCGCUGCUUCUGCUCUCGCUGUGGGAGCCGCUGCUCCGGAGCGCGGAGGCAGGCUCUGAGGGGCAGACGGCGGGAGAGCUGUACCAGCGCUGGGAGCGGUACCGCAGGGAGUGCCAGGAGAAGCUGGAGGCCUCGGAGCGCCCAGCAGGUCUCUCCUGUAACGGGUCCUUCGAUAUGUACGUCUGCUGGGACUACACUGCACCCAACGCCACUGCCCGUGCGUCCUGCCCUUGGUAUCUGCCCUGGCACGGCCACGUGGCUAAAGGCUUUGUCCUCCGCCAAUGUGGCAGUGAUGGCCAAUGGGGACCUUGGAGAGACCAUUCUCAGUGUGAAAACCCAGAGAAAAAUGGGGUUUUUCAGGACCAAAGGUUGACCUUGGAAAGACUGCAGGUUGUGUACACCGUGGGCUACUCCCUGUCCCUUGCCACACUGAUGUUCGCCUUGCUCAUCUUGAGUACCUUCAGGCGGCUGCGCUGCACUCGCAACUACAUCCACAUCAACCUGUUCACGUCUUUCAUGCUGCGGGCGGCUGCCAUCCUUACCCGGGACCGUUUGCUUCCUCCGCCUGGCCCCUACCCUGGGGAUCAGGUCCUCACCUUGUGGAACCAGGCCCUAGCUGCCUGUCGCACGGCCCAGAUCGUGACCCAGUACUGCGUGGGUGCCAACUACACGUGGCUGCUGGUGGAAGGCAUCUACCUGCACAGUCUCCUCGUGCUUGUGGGAGGCUCCGAGGAGGGCCACUUCCGCUGCUACAUGCUCCUCGGCUGGGGGGCCCCCACGCUUUUCGUCAUUCCUUGGGUGAUCGUCAGGUACCUGUUCGAGAACACGCAGUGCUGGGAGCGGAACGAUAUCAAAGCCAUUUGGUGGAUCAUACGAACCCCUAUUCUCCUAACAAUCUUGAUUAAUUUUCUCAUCUUUAUCCGCAUCCUUGGCAUCCUCGUAUCAAAGCUGAGGACGCGACAGAUGCGCUGCCCGGACUACCGACUGAGGCUGGCUCGCUCCACGCUGACGCUGGUGCCUCUGCUGGGCGUCCACGAGGUGGUGUUUGCUCCCGUGACUGAAGAACAGGCCCGGGGUGCCCUGCGCUUGGCCAAGCUCGGCUUUGAGAUCUUCCUCAGUUCUUUCCAGGGCUUCCUGGUCAGCGUCCUCUACUGCUUCAUCAACAAGGAGGUGCAGUCGGAGAUCCGCCGGGGCUGGCACCGCUGCCGCCUGCGCCACAGCCUCGGCGAGGAGCCGCGCCAGCAACGCGAGCCCGCCUUCCGGACCCUGCCCUCCGGCUCCGGCCCGGGCCAGGUCGCCGCUGGCCGCACUCUGUGCUCGAGGACCCUCCCAGGUCCUGGGGGUGAGGCCAACCACGUCUUAGAAAGUUACUGCUAG